UCCUCGCUCAGUCCCUCCCCAUCUUUGCUGUCCAGUCAUUUUGGCUCUUCCCACGCGGUCCGAACGACCCCAUCAGUCUUGGCCUCAAACCCCACAAUUCUCACCAUAAAACCCCCAUGAGCCACAACAAUGCGGUUCAUUCCACCUCCACGUGUUACAGGCCAAGCACUAGCGAGGAUGCCAGAAAGUUCCCAGGCCAGGCUAUUCCAGCUUCCCCUUUGGUGCUCGUUCAUUUAGACCUGAAAGGUGCUCCCCCAAAAGUCUCGUACUUGGCUCAGGUCCUACCUCUCUUUUCAGCUCUGGGAGCAAAAGGGCUGCUUAUAGAAUAUGAAGACACAUUUCCUUACUAUGGAGAGCUCUUACCUCUUAGGGCACCACACGCUUACAGCCCUCAAGAAAUCAGAGAGAUAUUGAGAUUGGCACAUUGCUUUAAUUUAGAAGUCAUUCCCCUGGUGCAAACAUUUGGGCACAUGGAGUUCGUACUGAAGCACGGGGUAUUCUCUCACCUGAGAGAGGUUGAGGGCUUUACAAACACCCUGAACCCACACAAAGAACAAUCUCUGCAGCUGGUUCAAGCCAUGAUUGGCCAAGUGAUGGAGUUACACCCUGAUGCCCGCUGGCUGCACAUUGGCUCUGAUGAGGUGUAUUUCCUCGGAGAGGGCAGAGAGUCCAAGGAAAUCAUAGCCAAUACCCAAAUCACAGUACAGGAAAUCUUUUUACACCAUCUGAAGGCUGUGACUUCACACGUGGCCUCAGCUUACUCAGGGGUCCGACCCAUAGCUUGGGAUGACAUGCUUCGUGAUGCUAACGAACAAGUGCUGACAGAGUCAGGUGUGACACAUCUGUUGGAACUGAUGAUAUGGGACUACAGUCCAGACCUGGACAUUGACAAAAAAGUUGCUAUGGUGGCUAAAUACAAGCAGUGCGGUUUCCAGAAGUUAUGGUUCGCAAGUGCUUUCAAGGGGGCCACUGGAGUCAAGGAACAGCUCACCAGUAUCAAUCAUCACCUUGGAAACAACAACCAGUGGCUAAAAGUGGCAGCAAAGAUACCACAGGAGUUGCUACAGGGAAUAGCGCUAACAGGCUGGCAGAGGUACGACCACUUCUCAGUUCUGUGUGAGCUUCUGCCUGUGGCUAUUCCUUGUGUGGCCGUGUGCCUGCAGUUUCUGAAGCAUGGUGAAUAUUCUGACCAGGUGAUAGAGCAAGUCAAAAGCUUUCUGGGAAUGACAGAACUGGAAAAUUUGGGAAGCAUCUCAAGUGGCUCAUUCCCGGGCAACAAGGUCCUCUCCCUUGUCACUCAGCUCAUCUGUAACUUAAGGCCAGAACUGAAGGAGUUACUGGAAGAGAACAAGUUUGUUGGCGGCUGGUUUAGCCCAUACCACAGGAGGACAAAUGUAAUUAACCCUGUAAUGGUGCAGGAGAUCCAGCCAGCCACCAUGAGCCUCAUGUCCCGAUGGCAGACACUACACGAAGAACUGCAAAACGAGCUGCUGCAAAUCUAUCCCUCUAGCACGGUAGUAGAAUGGAUGGAGGUGAAUGUCCUACCCUGGUACCUCCAGAUUAAGAAACUGUGUGAAGAUUUAAAUGCUGCGCUGCAGAAUCCCCUGUAGCAUCCUUGCUUCAUAAUCACAUAAUGCCUUCUUAUGUUAAUUCCACGCUACAUCCGAUUGGGAGAGAAAAGGGCCGAGUCACAUGACUUGUUAGGGGUUUCUUUGUAUUUAAAAUCAAGGCAACAAAGAGUAGCAUAAAUGAGGCCCUAAAGCCUUUGCACUAGUACCUGUAGCAGGAGGCCCAUAUGUUCUUCAGUCAAGCCCUCUCUUCCGGCAUUUGCACUUUAAUUCUAUGUCCCUCUUCUGGUUUUAUUUUAUUUAUAUUGUAUGCAUGGAUAACUUUAUUUGUAAAGUGCUGUUAAGGAGCCGCAGUGCAGUGCAGUACAAUAUAUAAAAGUACACAAAUAUUGUUGAUUUUUAGUUAAAGUCCCCAUUAUAAACUGUGGAUUACAAUGUGAAUGCUGUUAUUGCUCAGCAAUAUGUCCAACUAGCUUUUUUUUUUUUCUUUUUCAAGAUCUGAAAUAAUUUUAUACUUUGUAUAUUUUGCGUUCCAUAACGGACACUUUUGUGUUCAAGUAAUGAACCAGCUUUUUAUAUGCUAAAACCCCUCUGUGGGUUGCAGUAUCUUUGGUUUGAAUUCUGAAUGCCUCUUUUAUUUUAAUCACCUGCACGACAUGAGUAUUAUAUGCAUUUUAAGAGGCCACAGGGACGACUCAAAUACUUGUACAGACCUCAUUGGGCGAAAUACCCGAUGAAGGCCUUCGUAGUGCUGAAACAUAGUCACCGGAGUUUAUAGCACUAGUUAAGGUUAUGUAUGAUUUUUGUAUGCUGUUGAAUAAAGAUUUAUAUUGUUGAAUAAGA
Molecule: messenger RNA, 2411 nt
Organism: Xenopus laevis (African clawed frog)
Lineage: Eukaryota; Metazoa; Chordata; Amphibia; Anura; Pipidae
Gene: hexd.L
Product: hexosaminidase D L homeolog
Exons: 13
Coding region: 117-1610 (497 amino acids)
Biological process (GO): carbohydrate metabolic process
Molecular function (GO): hexosaminidase activity; hydrolase activity, hydrolyzing O-glycosyl compounds; beta-N-acetylhexosaminidase activity
Source: RefSeq, a predicted model, not a curated record